AGUGAAGAAAACGAACAGAUGUGUGGCAGUUGCAUAGAGCCGUUGGGUCUGUAAAGAGGGUUUAUUUAUACAAUGAUUAACCUCUAAAACGGUCAUAUUCAUUUUCGUGUCGUGUGGUAAAAAAGUUUUAGUAACUUGGUUUCGUCGCGGACCGAGAAAAUGAUACCGCGAACACUCCUGUUUUGCGCUGGCCUACUGUGGAUUGUCAAUGUACAAGCGGCUGUCACUAACGAAGAUAUCAGGGUCGCCAUCUUGCAGAUAGUGAAUGUAGUCAGAGCGACCGAUGACAAACUGGAGCGCCACGAAUACAGGGAACGCGUUCUCGGCGAGCAACUCAAAAAAGGCAUGAUCAACAUCGAUAAACGGAUCAAAAUGUUGGACCCGUUGAAAGGCACCGUGAGCAGAAUAGACGAACGGUUGGCGACGGUCGAAACCAUCCUGAUGCAAAAGGAUCGAGACGAGAAGGAACGACAGAUGCAGCAGAAGAAAAUUUACGAUGCGAUUUUGGAUUUACAAAAGAACCUGCCGUUGAUUAUCGAUCAACUCAAUACGGAUUUGAGCAGUAAGAUAAUUAUGAGCCAGCCUCCUGCGGCCAUUAGCGAGCCGGUCAUGUCCAAAAAGGACUUCGAGAAGAUGGAGAACGAAGUGCUGCAAAGGAUCGCGAAGGUAUCGACCACGAUCGACAACAUGGAACACGAGUUGUCCAAAUUGCGCGACGACAACUUGAGCAGUAUUAAAGAUUUGAGCAAUCGCUCCACCGAAAGUCUUGAAAAAGUGAAGAGGCAACUCGACACCAGCGAACAACUAUUGGCCAGAUACGAGACCAAAUUGGCAGAGUACAAUAACAAGAUUCCGGAAGCGACACCGGUUAACUACAAAGAGCAAGAGGAGUGGAAGGAGAGUUUAAUGAGAGCGCUGGAAACGCAAAAAUCGCACGUAAAAGAAAUCCUGAACGACUUGAAAACCGUCCAAACCCAAGUGAAAGACAUCCCCACCAAAACGGACAUCGAACAUGUCCAAAACAGCACCCUCUACAAAUUGGAACAAUUGAAAGGAGAUGGGUCGCGCGCUACGGAGCAAAUCCCGUCGCCAGACUCUCUCGAACCAUUAGCGAAGUCCAUCGGUGAGAUAAAAGACGAAGCCGCCAGAAAUCGAGAAUCUUCAGAGAGGUCCUUCAAUCAAUUGACCGAAAUAACUUCGCACUUGACGGAGAGCUUCUCGAAAAAUUACGAGCAGAUAAGCUCGGAAAUUAAAAACCUGGCGAAAAUCGAACAGGUGGUGAUGCACACCGCCGACGACGUGCUGGACACGAAACGUCGAGUAGAAUACUCGGUACAUCAGAUCUUGGCGGAGGUCGGGAAACAAGCGAAGGAAAAUUCGAAAGCCAUCAACGACGGUAUCAGCGAGAGAUUCGACGCGUUCGAACUAAUGAUUUUGGACGAGGACUCGGGCGCUUUACACAAUUUAACGUCUAAAAUAGGAGAGGAGAUAGACCAGGUGUGGCGACAAAUCGGAAUAAUGCAUCAACAGAUGAGCGCGAGCACAGACACCCUCAACAAGUUGCAGAAUCAGACCGACGCCUAUGUCAACGGUUCCCUAGACGUGAUGGACAGUAUGAAAGGAAAAGUUGGUCAAAUCACUAGCCACAUGUCCGAAGUGGAAGAAAAUCUAAACUACCUGCUGGGUCGACUGUCGCUGGUAACCCAAGAAUUCAACCGGAUAAAGUCCGGCUUGGGAUCUGCCCUGGACGAGAUACGGGCCAGCUUUCAAACCGUGCAGGACAAGUUAAAAAACAAAGGCCCUGGUCCGCACAAAAUAUCCAGCAACGAAAUAAUCGAAACUUCGUAAAUGACGCACAUUAAUCGUUCGCUCGUAAUUCAAACCCGAUCGGUUUUGAUAACCGAUUCAAUUAGUUCAAUUAGGUUCUAUGUAAUUUGUAAUAUUUUUGCAAAUAAAGAUUUCCGAAGGAAGGUAUACUCCCCAACCCACACCAUAAACAAAACAAUUCCUUCGUGUGUAAUAUAGUAUUACGAAUAAUUUAAUAUAAACCUCACAAU
Molecule: messenger RNA, 2057 nt
Organism: Cylas formicarius (sweet potato weevil)
Lineage: Eukaryota; Metazoa; Arthropoda; Insecta; Coleoptera; Brentidae
Exons: 7
Coding region: 160-1848 (562 amino acids)
Cellular component (GO): plasma membrane
Source: RefSeq, a predicted model, not a curated record